This is a messenger RNA of Hirsutella rhossiliensis, 912 nucleotides long. Its product is annotated as s1/P1 nuclease domain-containing protein. Gene Ontology annotation, molecular function: endonuclease activity; nucleic acid binding. Bases 1 to 912 code for a protein of 303 amino acids. Lineage: Eukaryota; Fungi; Ascomycota; Sordariomycetes; Hypocreales; Ophiocordycipitaceae. The record is from RefSeq and is a predicted model, not a curated record. The transcript has 3 exons. Gene Ontology annotation, biological process: DNA catabolic process.
AUGAAGAUCUCGCCAAGCGCCGCGGCCUUGGCCCUCGUCUUUGCACCCGUCGCUGUCGCCUGGGGAAGCUUUGGCCACAUCGCGACGGCAUAUCUCGCGAGCCAGUUCGUGGCCGAAUCGACCGAACAUCACUUCAAGGACCUUUUGCGAAACGACGACAGCGACUACUUGGCCGGCGUUGCCUCGUGGGCCGAUUCCAUCCGAUACACGAGAUGGGGCCGAUUCACCCGCACCUUUCACUUCAUCGACGCCCAUGACGACCCGCCCACCUCUUGCAACGUCGACUUCAAGCGCGAUUGCAAGGAAACUGGCUGCGUUAUCAGCGCCCUCGCCAACUACACGGACCAGUCGCUCGACGACUCGCUGCCCGCCUGGCGACGCGCCCAGGCGGCCAAGUUUGUCAUUCACUUUGUCGGCGACCUGCACCAGCCGCUGCACAACGAGGAUGUUGCCAAGGGCGGCAAUGGCAUCUACGUGCUUUGGGACGGUAGGGAGUUCAACUUACACCACGUGUGGGACACCUCCAUUGCAGAGAAGUGGAUUGGCGGCCUGCGAGACGGGCCGUACCCAGAGGCCGAACGAUGGGCAAAUCAGCUGGCUGUCGAAAUCACCGAGGGCAAGUUUGCCGACGAAAAGGACACAUGGCUGAAGGAUGUUGAUCUCGGCAACCCCAUCAAGACGGCCAUGGCAUGGUCAAGAGAAACCAACGCCUUCGUUUGCUCCCAUGUCUUCCCCGAGGGUGUCGACGCAAUUGAAGGCCAGGAGCUGGCAGACGAGUACUUUGACAGGGCCGGCCCGGUCGUUGAGCGGCAGGUCGCCCGUGCCGGGUACCGAAUGGCCGCGUGGCUGGAUCAAAUUGCUGCCGAGUAUCAGGUACGGAGAGCAGGAGAGCAGAUGACCGAGGAACUGUAG